This is a messenger RNA of Chlorella variabilis, 1008 nucleotides long. Its product is annotated as expressed protein. The record is from RefSeq and is a predicted model, not a curated record. Bases 34 to 1008 code for a protein of 324 amino acids. NCBI's taxonomy places the organism in Eukaryota, Viridiplantae, Chlorophyta, Trebouxiophyceae, Chlorellales, Chlorellaceae. The transcript is spliced from 6 exons.
GCCGACCAAUAUGUGUGCCAGAGCGAGUGCCUGAUGGAUGAGCGGUGCGUGGCGUGGAUGUGGCAGGCCAACCCCGACCUGUACUGCAAGCGCAACCCCGAGACGCUGCUGGUUGACCUGUACGACCCGGACACCACCCUGGGCUGCAAGGACCUGCCCGUGAUGGACGACAACAGCUGCCGGGCGGGCGCCUGCCUGCGCUUCUCGGGAUACUAUCGCAUCCUUGAUGGCGCAGACUACAACGCUGGGGGGCGCGGCAUGCCAGGCCAGACGACGGGGACGGUCAAGGGGCGGGUCAACCCGCAUGCCGGCACCAACCCCAACCAGCCCACCCAGACGGUGCCUCUGGGUGACAUGUACGAGGGUCAGAUCACGGCAGGGACGGGCCUGCCGCCGCCCAGGGCCGCCCAGCGCGGCCUGUUGGAGGCGCCGCGGGGCGAGGAGCAGGCUGCGCUGCACCAGCAGCAGGGCCAGCGGCAGCAGCAGCGGCAGCAGGAGCAGCAGCAGGGCCAGCCGCAGGCCUGCCGCUCUACCUUCUUCUCUUUGCCCAAGCUGGCCGUGGGCGGCGCCACUCACCUGGCUGCUUAUUCCGACGCCUCCCCCGCUGCCAACCGCGCCUUCGCGGCCGCUUACUGCCGGCAGCGCGGCACCUCCUUUGUCGCCGCCGGCGCCGUGCGCCGCGGCGUGCUGCCGCAGGCGGCGGCCGCUGCUGCAGGCGCGGCAGCCCUCACAACCUACUGCCCCGCCACCAAGGCCACCUGCGCGGGCGCCGCCUGCCCCCUCAUCGCCGUGGUCGAGUGCGUGCCUGCUGGGGCGGCCCCCUGCCAAGCAGACGAGGCUGGCAACGUCGGGCUGGGCAACCAGGGCUCCAACAAUGUGGGCCACUUCAACACUGGUGAGCCUCCUCAGGCAGCGCUCGAAUGGGCCUGGCUGGUGCUGCUGCCGCGGGGGAUCGCAGCGCAGGGGGGAUACCACUGCUGCAAGUGCAGGCCACGCAGUAUACGUUGA